GACAAGUUUUGCUAACCUAUUUUUUAGAAAAUUCAAGAAGUUCGGGAUAAUUAGGAUUUGUAAAUUAGAUUUUCUAAAGUUUAAAUUACAAUUAAUCUUAAAAAACUAAAAUAACACCUGUGAUCGGAAAUUGGUAACUGAAUUACCGUACUUAUCAAUAAGUAGUAAGAGUUCACAACAAUGUGAACUAUUUCAUUCUUCUUGUUAUUCUAAUUUAUAAAUAAAGAUGCCUCAGCAUCCCGGAGAAGAAGAUAAGCCCUGCAGGGCCUGUUCUGAUUUCAAAACGUGGUCAAAAUUACAAGGCAGCAAAUCGAAAAAGCCCAUAAUACCACCUAAACCAGUCGUAGAAGGACACAAAGAUUGUCCCCUAGACAAGGACGAGCUUGGAAGAUCAACAUGGGGUCUGUUACAUACUAUGGCAUCAUACUUUCCAGAGAAGCCUAACAAUUGUCAAACUGAGGAUGUUGUUCAAUUCUUCAACAUCUUUGCCAAGUUCUAUCCCUGUGAGCCCUGUGCUUUGGAUUUUCAGGAAGACAUAAAAGAAAACCCUCCAAAAGCUUGUACAAGAGACGAGUUGGCGAAAUGGUUGUGUGACAGGCACAAUACCGUUAACAAGAAACUUGGGAAACCUCUAUUUGACUGCAGUAAGGUGCAUGAAAGAUGGAGAGAUGGCUGGGCGGAUGGGUCUUGCGAUUGACUGUACAGAAAUAAGGGUCCUAUACACCAUUCCUAGUAGAUUUAGAUAUUGUGUCAAUAUACGCCUACACCUCAAGACCUUCAGGUCAAAUAAUUGUGCAAGUCAUUACAGCUUCAAUUUGUUAGAACAAUAGAACAUAUUAUUGUGCGUAACAGAUUUGUAGAUAAACAUUUUAUUUCAUAUCUUGCAACAUUUUGAUAGAUGAAAACGCCGUUACCUACAUAAUUUAAAAUGACACUAAACCCUGUAAAUAAAAAUGACCAGUAGCAUAAUAUUGAA
This is a messenger RNA of Aricia agestis (brown argus), 976 nucleotides long. It is a transcript of the gene Alr, whose product is annotated as FAD-linked sulfhydryl oxidase ALR. The record is from RefSeq and is a predicted model, not a curated record. Lineage: Eukaryota; Metazoa; Arthropoda; Insecta; Lepidoptera; Lycaenidae. Gene Ontology annotation, molecular function: flavin adenine dinucleotide binding; flavin-dependent sulfhydryl oxidase activity. The transcript is spliced from 3 exons. Bases 227 to 697 code for a protein of 156 amino acids. Gene Ontology annotation, cellular component: mitochondrion.